Molecule: messenger RNA, 6455 nt
Organism: Anguilla anguilla (European eel)
Lineage: Eukaryota; Metazoa; Chordata; Actinopteri; Anguilliformes; Anguillidae
Product: solute carrier family 45 member 4
Exons: 9
Coding region: 706-3090 (794 amino acids)
Biological process (GO): transmembrane transport
Cellular component (GO): membrane
Molecular function (GO): sucrose:proton symporter activity
Source: RefSeq, a predicted model, not a curated record
GACAGAAAUAUCUUUAAAGGGGAAUUAAAACAGUGGCAUCUGCAAGACGUCCUGGAGGAGUGUCUGAAUGCAGUCAAUUGAAAAUUCGUUUCAAUGGGCGUUAAAUGAAAGGAAAAUUUUGUAUGAGAAACUGACCCCAACAGUUUUCCCCACAGUAGAAGCCAUCAAGGUGCCAAGACUGCUGCCCUGUUCAAGUUAGACUAGGGAGUGCGACAGUACUCUGACCUCUGCUUGGAACUAAAUAUCAAUAUAUGAAGCUUUCAAGGCCUUUUGAUUAAUCGGCCGCUCGAUGGGGAUUUACCGAGGAGCUCCCACCUGCGUGGCCUUCCCUCCGCUCCACCACCUGCCCUCCCUCUUCAGAACCUCCUCCUCCGAAAUGAUGAAACUGGUAUUAACUGAAUGGCAAUUGAUAUGGAUUUUUACUUAUUGCAGUAGACAGUAAAAAGGAGACCCAUGACAAAGCCAUACUUUUAUACACACCCUAACCUCUCCGCGCCCCAAGGCAAGCACUUCAGCACCUCCCAGCAACCCCAAGGAAUGUAUACACGCUCUGAAAGGAUUCCAGAGAGUUGUUGAAUUUGUGAGAGAGGAGGAGAGGAGAGGAGAGAAGGGGAGAGGAGAGGAGAGGAGAGGAGAGGGCAACCCCGGAGGAUAGACCAGUUUCCCUAUCGCCAGCCGAAGAGCGGGGGUCUCACACCAGCGACUAUGGCGCCCCAGAACAGCAACUCGGAUACUAUGCAAGUGCAGGAGGUGGCGGUGGUGCCCGCUAAGAGAGCGGGCGGCGGCGGGCGCGAGCUGGAGAGCCAGGACGAGUCGGUCAGCGAGGGCUCCAUAGACCGCAUCCCCCUGCGCCAGUGGGUCAUGCACGGCGCCAUCAUGUUCGGCCGGGAGUUCUGCUACGCCAUGGAGACGGCCCUGGUCACGCCCGUAUUGCUGCAAAUAGGUCUUCCAGAACAGUAUUACAGCCUGACGUGGUUCCUGAGCCCCAUCUUGGGCCUGAUCUUCACCCCUCUGAUUGGCUCGGCCAGUGACCGCUGCACCUUGCGAUGGGGUCGCCGGCGGCCCUUCAUCCUGGCCCUGUGCGUGGGCGUGCUGCUCGGGGUGGCGCUGUUCCUCAACGGGUCGCUCAUAGGCCUGGCCAUUGGAGAUGAGCCGAACAACCAGCAGGUCGGCAUCGUGCUGACGGUGCUGGGCGUGGUGGUGCUGGACUUCUGCGCGGACGCCAGCGAGGGGCCCAUCCGAGCCUACCUGCUGGACGUGGCCGACCCCGACGAGCAGGACAUGGCGCUCAACAUCCACGCGUUCUCCGCCGGGCUCGGAGGCGCAGUGGGCUACAUGCUGGGCGGUCUGGACUGGACUCACACUUUCCUGGGCCUGACGUUCAAGUCCCAGGAGCAGAUCCUGUUCGUCUUCGCCGCCAUCCUCUUCAUCGUGUCGGUGGCGCUGCACCUGGUGAGCAUCGAGGAGCAGCAGUACAGCCCUCAGCAGGACCGGCUGGACGAGGAGGCGGAGCCCGCGUCUGCGCCGGGGCCCGACGGCGGCCCGCCGCGCCUGGAGCUGAUCCGCGAGGACGAGCCGUACGACGCGUACGAGGACGCGCGCUCCGAGCGCGACCUGGACAUGGGCUUCCUGGACGCCGACCUGGUGCGCAGCAAGAGCGACUCGGUGCUGGCCAUGGCCGACGGCUCGCUGGAGCUGGACCGCGACCCGCUCUUCCUGCGCCAGAUCGAGCCGUCCAUCUUCCAGGACCGGGCGUCGUCGGGCAGCGGCUCUCCCCCGCGGCGCGGCAGCGCGGGCAGCGGCAGCGCGGGCAGCCGCGACGGCCUGGGCGCCCGGCUGGGCCACCUGUCGGCCUUCCUGCAGGCGGAGGCGGAGCGCGACGGCGAGGAGGCGCUGCUGGGCAGCCAGCGCAGCCUGGGCAAGGCGCCCAACGGGCGGGCGGCCGGCGCCAACGGCCACGCCCCCGGCGGCAUGAAGCAGUCCAGCACCAGCGUCUCCAUGCGCCCCCGCCGCCGCCACACCUUCUACCGCCAGCCGUCCAGCACCUUCUCCUACUACGGCCGCGUGGGCUCCCACCGCUACCGCUACCGGCGGGCCAACGCCGUGGUGCUCAUCAAGUCCUCGCGCAGCAUGAACGACAUCUACGAGAUGCAGGACCGGCAGCGGCGCGGCAGGCGGCGCCAGCGGCACCAGAGCGGCAACACCAACUCCAGCGGCGACACGGAGAGCGAGGAGGGCGAGACGGAGACCACGGUGCGCCUCCUCUGGCACUCCAUGCUGAAGAUGCCGCCCGAGCUCCUCCGCCUGUGCGUCUGCCACCUGCUCACCUGGCUGGCCAUCAUCACCCAGGCCAUCUUCUACACCGACUUCAUGGGCCAGGUCGUCUUCCACGGCGACCCCAAGGCUCCGGCUAACACCACCGAGCUCCUCAACUACCACGAAGGAGUGCAGAUGGGCUGCUGGGGGCUGGUCAUCUACGCCGUAACUGCUGCUAUUUGCUCAGCUUUACUCCAAAAGUACCUGGACAACUUUGACCUCAGCAUCAAGAUCAUCUACAUCCUGGGCACGCUCGGCUUCGCCAUCGGCACGGUGGUCAUGGCCAUCUUCCCCAACGUCUACGUCUCCAUGGUGAUGAUAAGCAGCAUGGGCAUUAUCUUCAUGAGCAUCUCCUACUGCCCCUACGCCCUACUCGGCCAGUACCACGAAAUCAAGGAGUACAUCCGCCACAGCCCGGGGAACUCCAGGCGAGGGUUUGGCAUCGACUGCGCCAUCCUGUCCUGCCAGGUGUACAUCUCGCAGAUCCUGGUGGCCUCGGCGCUGGGCUCGGUGGUGGACCUGGUGGGCAGCGUGCGGGUGGUGCCCAUGGUGGCGUCGGGGAGCUCCUUCCUGAGCUUCCUCUCCGCCACCUUCCUGGUCAUCUACCCCAACCCGCACGCCGACGACAGCAAGGGGGAGCCGGGGAAGUCCCCCGGGCGGGCCGAGCUCGGCCAGGGCGACGCCGCCGAGAAGCCCAGCGUGCUGAAGCUGACGCGCAAGGGCACCGCCGCCACCACCACCGCCUGCCGGGCCGAGUGCGAGUCCACGCUGUGACUCCGCCCCAUGCCCCGCCCCGCCCCGCCCCGCCCCUCGCCCAACCCCCGCGCGGAACCGCCCGACCCGAAGGCGCCGCGCGUUGCUCCGCCUGCUCAGACGGGACGUGAAGGAGAGGCCGCUUUCUUAAUCCACGGCCUCGCCCCUCUCAGGGCCCCCGGGGUGUUGGGGGGGGGGAGGGGGGGGCACCGUCUGAGCAGCCACUGUCUGAGCAGCCAUCUCAGGACAUGAGAAAAUGCAUCAGGAAACACGCAGCGGGUGCUCGAGCUCUCAGAAACACGCACUUCACUUCUCACUUCCAGUAACCGGCAAAGAGGAAAAGGACUAUUUAUUCUUCAGUUAUUAGAGUCAAAAAAGCCAACAAUGGCAGUGUUCUCCUGGAUUGACCACGUGUUAUUCCUCCUUGUACAUUUUGUUUCGGGGGGGGCGGGGGUGGGGGGGGAUUACCAAACGUUUUGAAGCCCAGUUUGAAAGCUGUUAGCAGUUUAGAAUAUUUUCAGAGCUAUAGGCUCAUUGGCUUUACACGAAAUUUAUUUACAGUGGGGGGUGCAGGCGAUUUCUCAGUGAGAGAACCUCGCUUUAAGUGUAAGGAGAGGCUGUGUGCUGAUUGGUCUCAUGUCUCUAGUCUUUUUUUUCAUUUCCAAGUGCUUUAACAUGAAGACUUCUCACAAAUGACUGUGCACACGACAGCCUCGACAGGAUAGGGGGGGAGCACAACCCACAGUGUCCAUUCACAAAUUUUUAAGUUUUCCGGGAUCUUCUGUUCCACCUUACUGUGGAAAUCUUACUGCAGCCGCCACUUUUUGGGGGGCAUUAAAUGGUGAAAACUCUUUUACAAAUGAAAGAGAUAUAUAUGUAUGUUAAUGCUGCAUUGGAGUUUUGGAGUAUUUACCAAACAAUGUAAGGAAAACCCAAGGGGGUUUGAAGUGAUCUUAAGCUAUAGAUGAGAAAUCGUGGCAUGAUGUGAAAUUCAGGACUCAUUUCUCCUCAACCUUGCGUUUGUUUGCAAUGUUACCAUUCUGUACGCUUGUACAGUUUUGAUUGUUCUUUAAAAGCAAGAUAUAUAAUAUAUAUAUAUACUAGCUGGAUAUUUGUCAAAUUUGGGAGUGCCUGUGCCUGGAGAAGGAGGUGGAGGUGACUAGGCUUGAGGAAGGGACAGGGUGGAAGAAGCCCUCGGCUAGAUGCACUUUUUUUGUGGCAGAACUCAUGCUGUGCAGGAACAUGUAAAAAUCACUAAAAUGUGAGGUUUUGCUUUGUCUGUAUCACUUAGGUCUUUUCUUUUUCUUUUUUUUUAAGCUAACUGAGAAGACAUCGUUCAAGUCUCAACGACUUCCUCUCACCAGCAGUCUGUUUACAUUACACCCUGGUCGCUACACCAGUCUGGGGAGGGGGGUGGGGGGGGAGUCGGGGGGGGGGGGGGGGGAGUGGAGCCGAGUAAUCUCCGAAACUGUUGAGUGACCCAACUGCGAAGGCCCUGCCUUCCCGCCCUGCACAAUCUCAGCUCUGCCAUUUUGGAUCCAAGUGCCCUGUUCUCUGGGCGAGACUGCACUCGGUAGCAUUAUGAUUAUGGCAGAGGAAGUGGAGAUGGCCGCCGACUUAACAGAGCUGAAUUGCAGCCGGAACGCAGGCCCUGCGGAGACGGCUCGGUGGGUUACACUAUGGGAGUUACACUAUGGGAGUUACACUGUGACCUGCUAUGGGAUGAAUGUUCACCUUUGAUCCAUUGCACUUGGUGUAUGCUGUGCUGAUCUGUUACCAUGCAUGCCUAUGGGGUACUGCAAUAGUGCAUUGAGUUCAGGAGGCCUCAGCCAGGCCUGCAACUCUCAGGUGCUAGCGGAGUUGCUUCAGUACUUGGGCCACCCAAGUAUUCAAAGGUUGUCAAAUUAGAACUGCCGUGUAAUACAGGAAUUCCUGAAGAGAGGAUAUUGCUUCCUUUUAUACAUUUGUAUACCGAACAGUAAGCAUACCAGUGAACCAUUUCUAGAUAUAACUGUAUAACCUGUAGAAGUAUGAUCUUGCAAAUAUAAAUCUUUGAGUAAGAAAAAAAAUAAAAUAAGCUGAGAUCUUUUCAGAAUGUAAUGAGACAAGAAACCAAACUUGAAGAAAAAAAAAAAACAAAGUUUCUGACAAAUCAGACGACAGUGGCAAUAAUGUAUCUGCCUCAUUAAGGGUAGUAGUUGUAGGCGCAGGGUGGGUGUACUUUUAUAAUGCAUGGGUGAACGUAUGUGUAUCCUAGUUAUCUUAUUUAAAAAUUGUACUCGUAGUUAAGCAUAGAGGGAAAAAAAAAACUUGUUUUAAAUGUUCGUUUGAAGUCUAUUUUUUGAAUACUUGAAGUGCAACUCGAGUGUUUUGAGAGUAAGGGUGUGACGUUGAGAUGGACUAGCUCCCAGUUUAGUCCUGUUCAGGCAGUAGAGCCAUUUGAUUCCAUCAAGUAACAAUAGAAACCAAUGAAUGUAAUACUUUGUUGUUUUAUUUUUCAGCAGCAUAUUUGACAUUGCACAGAACUUGCACAUACGAAGUUGAGUUUAAAAAAAAGAAGAAGAAAAAAAAUCAUCUUGCAAAAGAAAAAUUUAAACUGUGGAUAUUUAUUUUUUGAUCUCCUCUUGUGAAAUGGACACUUUGACUUUAUUUAAAAUAAAUUCUAUAAAUAUAAAUAUAUAUAUAUAUUUAGACUUGCUGAAAGGCAGUGAGAUGUGCUCUGACUUGGUGAAGAUUGAAGUGUGCGUGCGUGCAUGCAUGCAAGCGUGCCUGCGUGGGGGUGACUGCUGUGAACCCAAUCUCAACUCUGUUCUUCCCUGUUCUGCUGUUUCCUCAAUCAUCUUCAGUUUACAAUUCACAUUUUAUUUUCAAAGCUAGGAGUUCCACUGUAAGUGAAAAGACUACAGAAGAUGCUUUCCUUUAAGGCUUUUUUUUUUUUUCUUGAAAUAUGAAUGCGUGAGAUUAAAUUUCUUGUGUGUAUUCUCAUGACUACAUUUUUAUAUUACUCCCAUUUUGGCACGAUUCAUUAAGAAAAUCAAGAAAAUCUUGAAAUUAUAUUUCAUUUGAGAAAAUUGGGAGUCUGUAGUUGUUUCCUAGAAUAAGAAAAUUAAUCCUGAAUAUUAUUUUAACCUAAACGUAUAGAAAAAUCUUUAAGGGCGAAAUGCCGUGUACUGUAUGCCUUGUCAUAUUAAAGUUGUAUAUUUCAUUUGAAUAGUUUUCCUUUGCUGCUAUUAAAAAAGCGGAUUAUUUUUAUUAGGGUUUUUUUUCUAUAUAAUUACAAUGUAUAUAAAUAAAACCUGUACAUAUGCUCAAGCCUUCUCUCAUGUAGGACUAUGGAAGAACACUGUAUUUGAAUGCACCUUUAAAAAAAAUCUUGACAACCAAAA